CCUCCGUUACUGUCCGCGUGCAGCUGUAGCUCACACGCACACAGAGAGACACUCACGUCAACAACUUCUCCUGCGUUCACACAGUGAACCGAUUAACCAGCGAAACUAACCAGCUAAACUAGUCGUUGGACUAAUAGAGGAAGUGAAGUUAGCCUCUGGUGCUGGCGGCUGCUGACGGUGAGUUGCUAACUAACUGCGGCUACCGGUGUGUCUCACUAAGUUGACGGACAGUACAUCAGUGGUCCCAUGAUGGAGGAGCUUCAUGACGUCCAGCUGACUGAGAUCAGACCACUGCUGACGGGGCAGAGUGGUAGAAAUCUUCAGGAUUUUGACUGUCAGGAGCACGAUGUGGAGACGGCCCACGGCGUCCUGCACGUCACCAUGAGAGGUGCCGUGAAGAGCAACCGACCCACAAUCCUCACCUACCAUGAUGUCGGACUGAACCACAAGUCGUGCUUCAACACCCUGUUCAACUACGAGGACAUGCAAGAGGUGACUCAGCAUUUCUCAGUUGUGCAUGUUGAUGCUCCAGGACAGCAGGAGAAUGCUCCAGUCUUCCCCACAGGGUACCAGUAUCCCUCCAUGGAUGAACUGGCUGAGAUGCUUCCGUCUGUCCUCACACAGCUACAUGUACAGACUGUGAUUGGGAUCGGUGUUGGAGCUGGAGCUUACGUCCUCACCAAACUGGCUCUGAAGAAGCCAAGUCUGGUGGAGGGUUUACUUCUGAUCAACAUCGACCCCUGUGCAAAGGGCUGGGUGGACUGGGCUGCCUCCAAGCUGAGCGGCUUCACAAGUAACCUGGUCGACAUCAUCAUGGGACACCACUUUAGCACUGAGGAGCUGACAGAGAAUCAGGAGAUCAUCCAGACGUACAGACUGCACGUGUCUCAGGAUAUUCCUCAAGAAAACCUGGCUCUGUUCUACAACAGCUACGAGAGUCGUGAAGAGUUACAGAUAGAGCGACCUGUUCCUGGUAUGAAUGAAAACACCGUCGUCACACUCAGGUGUCCUGCUCUGCUGGUGGUUGGAGACUCGUCACCUGCUGUUGAUGCAGUGGUGGAGUGUAACUCCAGACUGAACCCGACCAAAACUACACUGCUCAAGAUGGCGGACUGUGGAGGACUUCCUCAGGUGGUGCAGCCUGGAAAGCUCAUCGAGGCUUUCAAGUAUUUUGUUCAGGGGAUGAGCUACAUCCCUCAUGUUGUGUUAAACCACCUGAGCAGCCAAUCAGUGCCCUCAGUUGGUAUGACCCGGCUGGUUCGCUCCAGAACUCACUCAACCUCCAGUGUCAGCUCCACUGACGGCAGCCGGAGCCGCAGUAACACCAACUCACAGGCAGAGGGCGCCGCCUCUGACGUGACGCCACCGCUCAGCUCGUAGACGUCCAAGUAGGACGUUCUCCUCCUUCUUCUUCCUCCAUCUUAACUCCUCUCCUGCCGUUUCAGUCGUAAAACGUUCUUCCCGAACCUCGGCGGCCAUUUUGGCUCGGGUUUGCGUAGGACACUGAUGUGGUUGCUGUGGUAACGAUGUAGGAGUUAGUCCACAGUUGUUGUUUGUGUUUUGUUUUUUUUCUUCACUUCAGGCCUGAUCCUUUCUUCUUCUUUAUUAUUAAUGUGCUUUUAUUUUGAAGGAACAGUUUCACCAAAACACUUUUCUUUUUAUGUCGCUCACUCCUCUUCUUUCUCUCCCUGUCUUCUCUUAUCUUUUCCUACUUCCUUCCCCUCCCUCCUACUUUCUCCUGCUUCAGUUCUUCUCUCCCUCCUUAUUUGUCUACCUCUCCCUCCUUCCAAUUUUUUCUCUGCUUAUUUCCUUCUUCCUCUCCUCCUCUUCUUCACUCCAUGAUUAUAAAACUCUCAAACUUCUCGUUAAAACUAUUUGUUAAAUAUUGAACUAAUUCAUUUUCUUUGUAUUUAUUUAGUUUUUACAUCAAAGUCGAUAAAACUAAGAUCAAAGGAGCUGAUUAUUGGUUAUUAACUGUAACCAGCACUCACUCAUCACAGCUCUGCUGUAACUGUAAAUCUUGUCUCUUCCGUGGUUUCCAUGGUAACGACAGCAUGCUGCUCGUGGUGACAACUGUUCAGUGACUGUCGUCGUUCGUGUUAAACAGCAGCAGCUGAUGUCACUCCCUCAUCCCAGAGCCAAUCUCUGAGCUGUUAGUUUCCGUGAUGACAUUUAUUAUUGAUUAUAUCAGAUUGAUGAGCCGUGGUCAUGUGACGUCGCGCACAUGUGUGCUCAGAGAGGACGAUGCUGCCCCCUGCUGGACGACUUUAGGAACAGAGAAGGAAAUAAAGGUCGAUUUGACGUUUAUUCGAAAGCAAAAAAAAAAAGUUUUUUCCCCCGAAUCAUAAAAUGCUUGAGAAAUGUUUAAAUAUUUCUGCGUUUGAUUGUUUAGGAACUUUAACUGUAAAUCUGCUACUGCUCAGUAUUUAUUCAGACGUUUGUUGUUUUUGACUUUUAAUGGAAACAGUUUGUUAUGAAAUAAAGUUUGUGAUCUAUAA
Messenger RNA from Solea senegalensis (Senegalese sole), 2498 nucleotides. Its product is annotated as protein NDRG3-like. The transcript is spliced from 17 exons. Gene Ontology annotation, biological process: signal transduction. Gene Ontology annotation, cellular component: cytoplasm. Bases 247 to 1380 code for a protein of 377 amino acids. The record is from RefSeq and is a predicted model, not a curated record. NCBI's taxonomy places the organism in Eukaryota, Metazoa, Chordata, Actinopteri, Pleuronectiformes, Soleidae.